This is a messenger RNA of Sinocyclocheilus anshuiensis, 2193 nucleotides long. RefSeq names its product protocadherin alpha-1-like. Gene Ontology annotation, molecular function: calcium ion binding. Gene Ontology annotation, biological process: homophilic cell-cell adhesion. Gene Ontology annotation, cellular component: plasma membrane. NCBI's taxonomy places the organism in Eukaryota, Metazoa, Chordata, Actinopteri, Cypriniformes, Cyprinidae. The record is from RefSeq and is a predicted model, not a curated record. The coding region runs from base 175 to 2193 and encodes 672 amino acids. The transcript has 4 exons.
UGGCUCCUCCUCAAUCGCCUUUGAGCGCGCGCUCAUGCGCUUUGUUCUGUUUCGUCUUUAUGGCUGUAUGCACUGAAACAAAAUGGCAUAUAGGGCAAUAUAACCAAAGUAUGGAACCUGUUUUAUUAAUAUUCUUUUUGCGGCGAUUGAUGGAGUUUACAAAAUAGAUGCGUAAUGGCUCGGAAAAUUCUUCUUGGAGGGACCGUUGUGUGUCUGGUUGUGCUGCGCUUGCUGUCUAUAGCUUCAGCCCAGAUCGCAUAUUCCAUUUCAGAAGAGGUGAACACGGGGACGUUUGUUGGAAAUAUCGCAAAGGAUCUUAAUUUGAAUGUUCAAGAACUGGAAUCACGCGGAUUUCAUAUCCCCGCAGUUUUAGGAAGAAAAUAUUUUGAGGUUAAUUUGAAAACUGGUGUUCUGUUCGUUAGCGAACGGAUCGACAGGGAGAACUUUUGUCCUGCCGCACCGCAAUGUGCAGUGAAUUUAGAAGCCAUUGUUAAUAAUCCGUUAAACCUGUUUCGCAUUGAGAUAAAUGUUUUAGAUAUUAAUGACAAUGCUCCAUCGUUUCGUGAUAGGUCUAAACAAUUUAACAUAUCAGAGAAUGCCUUUGUUGGAGACCGAUUUCAGUUGCCGAGAGCAUCGGAUCCUGAUGUUGGAGCGAACUCGGUAAAGAGCUAUAAGCUGAGUCCGAACGCGCACUUCUCCCUGGAUGUACAAAGCGGAGGAGAGCAGAGUGUGUCGGCUGAGUUAGUGCUGCAUAAAGCUUUAGAUCGAGAAAAACAGCCUGUGAUCCAGCUCACAUUGACUGCUGUAGAUGGAGGAAAACCUCCCAAAUCAGGUACAAUCCAGAUAGUCAUAAAUGUGCAAGAUGUGAAUGACAACGCACCCGUGUUUGGCAAAGCUCUUUACAAAGUGCGUCUUGUUGAAAAUGCAUCAGUGGGAACAUUAGUCAUAAAUCUGAGUGCCACUGAUUUAGAUGAGGGUGUAAAUAGUGAAAUUAUGUAUUCUUUAGUUCACCAAGACAGCGAUGACAAAACAAACGGCGUUUUUAAAAUUGAUUCUUCUACCGGCGUGAUUUCAGUGCAGGGCAGUGUGGAUUUUGAGCAACACAAUGCUUACGAGAUUCAUGCUCAGGCUAAAGACAAAGGGUCCAGUCCGCGAUCCGCUCACUGUAAAAUAUUAGUAGAGGUGUUAGAUAUAAACGACAACGAGCCAGAAAUAUCAUUAACGUCACAAGUGAACACAGUAAGGGAGGAUGCUAAAAAAGAAACAACGGUUGCUUUGAUAACCAUAUCGGACAAAGACUCGGGAAAGAAUGGGAAUACGCAUGGGAAAGUGGUAGGUGAUGUUCCUUUUAAAUUGCAGUCGUCAUAUAAGAAUUAUUAUUCUCUUAUAGUGGAUGGGCCAUUGGAUAGAGAGCGUGUUGAUAGAUAUAAUGUCACAAUCAUGGCGUCAGAUGAAGGGACUCCACCUCUCUCUGCCGCUCGUGUUUUUACAGUGUAUGUAUCUGAUGUUAAUGACAAUCCGCCACGUUUCCCAAAUCAGACAGGCAGUGUGGAUUUUGAGCAACACAAUGCUUACGAGAUUCAUGCUCAGGCUAAAGACAAAGGUUUACAAUCGUUUAACUAUGAGGAGAUAAAAACGUUUGAGUUUAAAGUUCAGGCCACAGACUCUGGUGUUCCUCCGCUCUGCAGUAACGUGACUGUAAAUGUUUUUAUCCUGGAUGAGAAUGACAACAGUCCCGGGAUUCUCGCGCCCUAUUCCGAGCUCGGUUCCGUUAACACAGAGAACAUUCCCUAUUCUGCUGAUGCGGGCUACUUUGUGGCCAAGAUCAGGGCUGUAGAUGCAGAUUCUGGUUACAAUGCGCUGCUGUCUUACCACAUCUCUGAACCCAAAGGAAACAAUCUGUUCCGAAUCGGAACCAGCAGCGGGGAGAUCAGGACUAAGAGGAGAAUGAGUGACAAUGACCUGAAAACUCACCCGCUGGUCAUUCUGGUUUGUGAUAACGGAGAGCCCUCACUGUCAGCGACUGUGUCUAUUGAUGUUGUGGUUGUUGAAAGCGCAGGUGACGUCAAGACUCCAUUCAGACACGCGCCGAUAAAGGAGGAGAGUUUCUCGGAUUUAAAUCUGUAUUUGCUGAUCGCCAUUGUUUCCUAUGUGUGCUUUUACAUAGUUCCAAGUCUUGUACUGAGUUCCUGA